This is a messenger RNA of Corythoichthys intestinalis (scribbled pipefish), 1159 nucleotides long. It is a transcript of the gene snrpd3l, whose product is annotated as small nuclear ribonucleoprotein D3 polypeptide, like. The coding region runs from base 163 to 546 and encodes 127 amino acids. The record is from RefSeq and is a predicted model, not a curated record. The transcript is spliced from 4 exons. Gene Ontology annotation, cellular component: U1 snRNP; U5 snRNP; precatalytic spliceosome. Gene Ontology annotation, molecular function: RNA binding. Gene Ontology annotation, biological process: RNA processing; spliceosomal snRNP assembly. NCBI's taxonomy places the organism in Eukaryota, Metazoa, Chordata, Actinopteri, Syngnathiformes, Syngnathidae.
CCGGAAGUGUUUCUAUACAAUUGUGCUGCAUUGUGGGUAAGCGGAAAAAAAGGCUCCAAAAGGCGUAAGAAAUCGACAAACCCACGUUGUAGAGUUUUUUGUCUGACUACAUUAAGCGGAAAACUCGAUUUCACUCAUAUAAUCUCAGCGAACUAGCUCAAGAUGUCAAUCGGCGUGCCCAUCAAAGUCCUGCAUGAGGCCGAGGGCCACAUUGUGACCUGUGAGACCAACACUGGAGAGGUGUAUAGGGGCAAACUUAUUGAGGCUGAGGACAACAUGAACUGCCAGAUGUCUAACAUCACAGUGACCUAUCGUGAUGGGCGGGUGGCCCAGCUGGAGCAGGUGUACAUCCGCGGCAGCAAGAUUCGCUUCUUGAUUUUACCCGACAUGCUAAAGAAUGCGCCAAUGCUGAAGAGUAUGAAGAAUAAGAACCAGGGCUCUGGUGCUGGGAGAGGAAAGGCUGCCAUUCUCAAAGCGCAAGUGGCUGCAAGAGGCAGAGGGCGUGGUGGAAUGGGAAGAGGAAAUAUGUUCCAAAAGAGACGAUAAUUGCUGCAGCUUUUGCUUUUUGUAUAGUCCUUUUUUUUUUCUUUUCCCCACGUUAAUUUAGUCAUUUGUUCUUGAUUACUUGUUGCAGUGUAUAUCUCGAAUUUCCUUUUUUUAAAAUUCAAAAAUAAACAAAUUUCAAUUUGAUGUAUCCUUUUUUUUUUUUUUUUUUUUUACUAAACUCAAAAUACAAUUCACUUUCAUCCAUCUUCAAAUGUGUUCAAAAUUCUUUUAGUUAACAUUUUAUUGAAUUCAUUCAAAACGUAAUCUCCUUAUCUGAAAACGUUCCUAUAGUAUGUAGUACGUACUUAUAAUUGUACUUUGUACAUGCCUCAAAUAAUUUCCCACAGAUUUUCUGGUUAUAAGAGUUGUCAUCUAAUUUGCAAAUGUUUAAUGGUAAAGGGAUCUUUGGAUCAAUAGCAUAAGUGUCGGAUUGAUUUUUUCCUCAGGAAACAAAAUUUACAUGCUAAAAAGAAACCUCUCUAUUGUGCACAGCAAAGCUGACUGUCGUGUCGAGUGUCCGGUUUUUACUUUACAGUUGUGUCUUUAGAUAAACAGAAUACACUGCAAUGUCAUAAAUUGUACACUCAAAUAAAUGUUGAUUUUCAUAAUUGUA